AUGUCUCUCAAAACUAUUAAGUACGAAGGAAAAGAGGUUCCCGCCGAUGGAACUGGUGUUGUUGAGCUAGACCCUUGGCUAGGUCCUUUCAAAGAUGAUCUCCGUCGCCGCUUCACCAGAGCAGAUGAGUGGAUCACAAAGUUGAACGCUCAUGAAGGCGGUUUGGAAAAAUUCUCUAGGGGAUACGAGAAUUUCGGAAUCAAUGUCCUUCCUAACGGCGAUAUUACUUAUCGUGAAUGGGCUCCAAAUGCAAUCAAUGCAUCUUUCGUUGGAGAGUUCAACAACUGGGAUAGAAAUGCCAACAGAAUGGUGAAGAAUGAUUUCGGUGUUUGGGAGACCGUCGUCCCUGCUGUAAACGGACAAUCCGCUGUCCCUCAUAACUCCAAAAUCAAGAUUGCUUUGGAAAUCCCUGGUGGUGAGGUUCUUUACCGCAUCCCUGCCUGGAUCAAGCGUGUUACCCAAGACCUUUCUAUAAGCCCCAUCUAUGAUGCGGUUUUCUGGAAUCCCAAGGAGAAAUAUGUCUUCAAGAAUCCUCGCCCAGAAAAGCCUAAGUCAGCUCGUGUCUACGAAGCUCAUGUUGGUAUCAGUACCACUGAGUACAGAGUUGGAACCUACAAGGAGUUUACCGCAAAUAUUCUCCCUAGAAUUAAGAAACUUGGAUACAACGUUAUUCAAUUGAUGGCUAUCCAGGAGCAUGCAUACUAUGCCUCGUUCGGCUACCAGGUUACCUCUUUCUUUGCUGCUUCUAGCAGAUAUGGAACUCCGGAGGAGCUGAUGGAGUUGAUCGACACUGCCCAUGGAUUGGGAAUUGUUGUCCUUCUCGAUAUUGUCCACUCCCAUGCUUGUAAAAACACAGAGGAUGGACUAAAUAUGUUCGAUGGCAGUGAUCACCUAUACUUCCACGAGGGUGGAAAGGGAAGGCACGAGCUAUGGGACUCACGAUUAUUCAACUACGGACAUCAUGAGGUGAUGAGAUUUCUCUUGUCAAAUCUGAGGUUUUAUAUGGAGGAAUAUAUGUUUGAUGGAUUCCGUUUCGAUGGCGUUACCAGUAUUCUUUACACUCACCAUGGUAUUGGGACCGGUUUCUCUGGUGGUUACCACGAAUACUUCGGAUCCAACGUCGAUGAAGAAGGAAUUGUCUAUCUCAUGCUGGCCAACGAGAUGCUUCACAACGUUUAUCCAAAAUCCCUCACAAUUGCCGAGGAUGUUUCCGGAAUGCCUGCCUUAUGUCUCCCACUAGCUUUGGGAGGUGUUGGUUUCGACUACCGUCUUGCCAUGGCCAUUCCAGAUAUGUGGAUCAAGCUCUUGAAAGAGAAGAAAGAUGAUGACUGGGACAUGGCAAAUAUCUGUUGGAUUCUCAUCAACAGACGCCACCAGGAGAAGACAAUUGCUUAUGCAGAGAGUCACGACCAAGCGCUUGUCGGAGAUAAAACUCUUAUGUUCUGGCUUUGUGAUAAAGAGAUGUAUACGCACAUGUCUACACUCACAGAUUUCACCCCCAUCAUUGAGCGUGGUCUUGGAUUACACAAAAUGAUCCGCCUGCUCACUCAUGCGUUGGGUGGUGAGGGUUACCUCAACUUUGAAGGAAAUGAGUUCGGGCAUCCAGAAUGGCUUGAUUUCCCGCGUGCUGGCAACAACAACUCCUUCCACUAUGCCAGGAGACAGUUCAAUCUUCCCGAUGAUCAUCUUCUGAGAUACAAGUUUCUCAAUGAAUUUGAUUCAGCCAUGCAAAAUACCGAGGGUAAAUAUGGAUGGUUACACUCACCACAGGCUUACAUCAGUUUGAAGAAUGAGAGCGACAAAGUGAUUGUAUUCGAGCGUGCUGGUUUGCUCUGGAUCUUCAACUUCCACCCUACGAACAGUUUUGCGGACUACAGGGUUGGCGUUGAAAAGGCUGGCACCUACAGAAUUGUCCUGAACACGGACAGGCCAGAAUUUGGUGGAUUGAACAGAAUUGAUGAGAGCACCAAGUUCUUCACAACCGAUUUCCCAUGGAACGGCAGGAACAACUUUACUCAAGUUUACGUUCCAACAAGGACCGCUAUUGUUCUCGCUUUAGAAGAAUAG
Messenger RNA from Morchella importuna, 2067 nucleotides. RefSeq lists its product as uncharacterized. Bases 1 to 2067 code for a protein of 688 amino acids. Gene Ontology annotation, molecular function: cation binding; hydrolase activity, hydrolyzing O-glycosyl compounds; 1,4-alpha-glucan branching enzyme activity. Gene Ontology annotation, cellular component: cytoplasm. Gene Ontology annotation, biological process: glycogen biosynthetic process. NCBI's taxonomy places the organism in Eukaryota, Fungi, Ascomycota, Pezizomycetes, Pezizales, Morchellaceae. The transcript has 9 exons. The record is from RefSeq and is a predicted model, not a curated record.